GAGUGAAUCCUCUCACUUCCUACUGGCUGUGUAAGGCCAUGUUUAACAGCAGCUGCAGGAGACAACGGAUAGCAUAACGCUAAUGAUGGAAGAAUUUGCAGAUGGUGAAGCGCCUCCCAGCGAUCUGGUUCAGUGUAGCACCUGCAGCAGAUGUUUCUUCCGCAAUGUCCUGCAGAGGCAUGCAAAAAUCUGCCAAAAGUCAGCAGCCAAAAAGAGGAAGGUUUUUGACUCUAGUAGACAGAGAGCUGAGGGCACAGACAUCCCUGUGCUGAAACCAAUCACACCAAAGGCAGAGCCCCCUAAGAAGCCGUCCAACUGGCGCAAGAAACAUGAGGACUUCAUUACUACCAUCCGGGCUGCCAAGGCCCUCACUCAGGUCAUGAAGGACGGAGGACCAUUACCCCCACCACCUCCUCCUAGUUAUGACCCAGACUAUAUCCAGUGUCCUUGCUGUCAACGGAGAUUUAAUGAGAAUGCAGCUGAAAGACACAUCAAGUUCUGCCAGGAGCAGGCUGCCCGUAUGCCCAACAAGAGCAAGUUAGGAGUUGCUAAGAAGCCUCCUGGCACACAGUACAAGCCUCCUGCCCUUGUAAAGAAGGUGAACUCUCCUGCUGUAUCAACAAUCUCUUCAUCCACUUCUCGUUUACACCAGAGAUCAGACCUUGGACAGCCCACUGGAAACCCCUCCAGUAAGGCCUCCUCCACAGAUUCACUGAAGAGUAAUCCCUCCCGCCUUCCAGGCAUGCCUUCAAGUGUGCGAAGCAAGAUUCAAGCGGCGAGCUCUGGCUCUGUAAAGAGCACUGAGUCUGUAAUAGGAGUCAACAAGAAGAAAGUAGACACCUACAGAUCUAGGAAUUCUGUCACCGAUGGGAAACAAGUUGGCAAUGGUGGAAUGAAGAGCAACGUCUGCCACGCUUGUGGGACCAAGUAUCCUGUAGAGUCCGCCAAAUUCUGUUGUGAGUGUGGGGUCAGAAAGAUGUGUAUCUGAUCAAAAGAAGGAGAAAGUGGAGGAUGAACCAGUACUCAAGGUGGUAUCCAAGAUAUUCACAAAAACUUUGCAUCCUGCAGUAUUCAUUAGGUGCAUUUUGCAAAAAAAAAAAAAAGUUGCCGUUUCCCUUACAAAUUGCUGUAAAACACAAGUAAAGUAAAUGCAAAUAAAUCUGUU
Molecule: messenger RNA, 1165 nt
Organism: Monopterus albus (swamp eel)
Lineage: Eukaryota; Metazoa; Chordata; Actinopteri; Synbranchiformes; Synbranchidae
Gene: zc2hc1a
Product: zinc finger, C2HC-type containing 1A
Exons: 9
Coding region: 83-988 (301 amino acids)
Source: RefSeq, a predicted model, not a curated record